Nicotiana tabacum (common tobacco) is the source of this 366-nucleotide messenger RNA. Lineage: Eukaryota; Viridiplantae; Streptophyta; Magnoliopsida; Solanales; Solanaceae. The record is from RefSeq and is a predicted model, not a curated record.
AUGGAAGAAACAGGAGCAGCACAGGGCAUGACUAGAACUGGUAGAGUUUAUACACUCGAACAUUUGGGAGGAACAAGCAAGAAAGCUGCAUCUAAGACACCUAUCAUUGAAAAUGGCCCUGACGACCUUUGGAGAAAAGUGCAAGAAGUGAUCAUCCAUGGAGACGAGAGUAAUCCCAUCUAUACCAAUCAGACUGUUCCAGUAAUCGAGAACAUGAUGAAUCUGGGGUAUGAGCCUGGCAAGGGUCUCGGCAAGAAUCUCCAAGGGAUCACCAAACCGGUACAGUUAAAGCGUCAUGGCACAACUUUUGGGCUUGGGUAUGAAUACACUGACAAGAGUACCAGGAUUGGUCGCCACCAUGGCAUG